AUAUAUCCAAGUUUUUACCGUGCAGUCUGAAUCAAACUGUUAUAAACCUCAAAUCUCAUUUAUAUUUUUUGUUAACAAAAACCAUAAAUAUAAUUUAUUUCUUUUGUUUUUCAUUUAUAUUAUUUCACACAAUUAAACAUGGAAAUUCAUGUUCGAGAUUUUUCAGCACUAAAAAAUUUUAAAUUUGACGAUGAACGAGUAUCAACAAUUACAUCCCGGGAACAGCAAAAAACAGAAGGCAGUGUUGAAAAAUGUUUCGAUAGAUAUCAACAAUACAUGUCCUAUCAGUAUCACUCGCCAAAUGUAACAGAAUUCUAUCGGGAAGAACACCAGCGCUAUGUGGAGGCAUACCUCCGACGAUUGCCAACCAAGUACGAGUGCCUCGACUCGAGCCGUCCAUGGAAUGUUUAUUGGAUUCUAAAUGCAGCCCAUUUGUUAUCUUCUCAUUUUUCUGAAGAAAUUCUUGGACAAGUUGUUGGUUUUUUGGAAAAAUGUCGAUCACCAAAAGGUGGUUUUGCUGGUGGACCAGGACAAUAUGCACAUUUGGCACCCACCUAUGCCGCCGUCAAUAGUCUCUGUUUAAUUGGAACAGAAGCAGCAUAUCGUGCUAUUGACAGAGACUCUUUGGUGCAAUUUCUUUGGUCAAUUCGAGAACCAGAUGGUUCGUUUAGGCUGCAUGUCGAUGGCGAGACUGACGUCCGAGGGGCUUACUGUGCUGUCUCGUGCGCCAAGCUAACUAAUGUUCCUGAAGAAGAAAUGAAUAAGCUAUUUGCUGGCACUGCUGAUUGGAUAGCAAGUUGUCAGACAUACGAAGGUGGGUUUGGAGGAGCACCCGACUUGGAAGCACAUGGUGGUUAUACAUUUUGUGCGAUAUCUGCAUUGGCUAUGUUGAAUGAGGGCAGUAAAUGUGAUACAGAAUUGCUUUUGAGAUGGGCCCUUGGACGACAAAUGCCUUAUGAAGGUGGCUUUCAAGGAAGAACUAAUAAAUUGGUAGAUGGUUGUUAUUCUUUCUGGGUUGGUGCUAUUUUUCCAAUUGUUGAAGCAAUUAUAUCAAAAGAAGGACAUCCUAUUAAAAAAUCACUUUUUGAUGCUGGCGCUUUGCAAGAAUAUAUUCUUUUAUGCUGCCAGAAGCCAAAUGGUGGACUGAUAGAUAAGCCUGGCAAACCACAAGAUCUCUAUCACACGUGUUAUACUCUAAGUGGUGUUUCAAUAGCUCAACACUGCGAAUCAACACUUUGCCCACUUAUACUUGGUGAUCCUUGCAAUGAACUGCUCCCUACCCACCCACUUUUUAACGUUCCACCUUUGUGUGUCACAAAAUCACUUCAAUAUUUCGCCGACUACAAUUCAAGACCAACCAGUGUAGAUCGCUCAGGUCGAUCUGAAUCAGCUGACAGUACGUCCAAAUCAAAGAAUGACGGAGAAACACCCUACGAAUCGGAAGACAAUGCUGAAAACAAUUCAACAACACCAUCGUCUGUUAGUUCGUAUUGAGAACCAAAUUAAAAUAGCAAUACACAAUUUAAGGAAAACAAAAACAAACAAACAAAAAAAAAAACGAAAUGAAAAUGAAAAUCCUAUACAUACACUUAAGAAGAAGAAAAACAGUUAACUGUACCUGCUGUUUAUAUUUCCCACGACUGUCAUUGUUUUCCCACAAAGUGAUCAACGCCGUCGUUGUCGUCGUGUCGUCUUGAGAGAGCAGCAGAUCUGUUUUAUAAUAUUAUUUAUUGUUUAAAACAAAAUAAGAGAAAAAUAAGAUUCUUGAGACUGUGUUGCGCCUGGAUAAAUUAUUAAUGAAAAAUAUAUAUUUUAUGUAAAACUUUCCAAGAUCUAUUAAAUCAAAAGCAAAUUUUUUUAUGGAAAAAUUUAAAAUAAAAUUUUGCGAUAGCUUUAUCCAUGAUACUUUA
This is a messenger RNA of Episyrphus balteatus (marmalade hoverfly), 1910 nucleotides long. It is a transcript of the gene Fntb, whose product is annotated as protein farnesyltransferase subunit beta. The record is from RefSeq and is a predicted model, not a curated record. Bases 139 to 1494 code for a protein of 451 amino acids. Gene Ontology annotation, molecular function: protein farnesyltransferase activity. Gene Ontology annotation, cellular component: protein farnesyltransferase complex. Gene Ontology annotation, biological process: protein farnesylation. The transcript is spliced from 6 exons. NCBI's taxonomy places the organism in Eukaryota, Metazoa, Arthropoda, Insecta, Diptera, Syrphidae.